AAAAAAAUCCCCCAAGACUCUCCGUUCUCUCUCUUCCACCUCCCCCAGACCCGACGCGAAACGCUCGACCCGACCCGAGUUAUCCUGUCCUCCGGCCGCGGACCAGAGGCAGACCGACUCGGCGCGGCCUCCCCGCCUUCCCCACGGCGUCGCCUCACCCCGCCUCCUCCAGACCGAGAUCGAAACACCCACAGUCGCGCAAAACGGGACCGGCCAGAAAACUUCUUUUCCAGGAAUUCCCUCGGCGAUUGGUUAGCAUUUUGGAAUCAUCUCCUUCUCUAGAUCAUCCCCAUGUCCGCCUUUCAUCACUAUUUGGAGUGUAGAGCGCUAGAUCAAGCGUUGAAUGCGGACGGUCCACAGUGAAUCUGGGUUUGAAAUCAACGGCCGUGAUUAAUCCAAAUUCAAAGCUUGAUUUAGGAUGAUCUAGACCGAAUCUUGCUUAGCUCCAGGUGAUUGAUGGAUCGAUUGGUGGACGAUUUUGGAUCGUUAUUUUUAGGCUGUUAAGAAGACGCAGCGGGAUCAGAGGUGAUGGAUCUUCAGAGAGGCAGUGCUAAAGGUAAAGGCAGGUUUCCCACUCAGAAGGAGUUUUAUCGAGAAGAUGAAGUGGAAGCACCGCUUUUGGUGCAGCCUGUUCUGCCAGUUUUUGAAGGCAUUAAUACUACUCGCCUAUCUUGGGUGACUGAGGAAGUUAUGAGAUUGGGGGCAGUCGCAUUUCCUGGUGGUACAGAUUACAUGCUAGCCGAAUGCUGGAUCGAGAACAUGGAGACCUAUUUUAAGAUGAUUAUCUGUACUGACGUUGAGAAGUGGAUAGUAGCUACAUUUCUCCUCCAGGAUGAGGCAAAACAGUGGUGGAAUUUUGUACUGAAGACAAAGGAUGUAGCCACCUUGACCUGGAAAUGUUUUGUGGGACUCUUUCGAGAUAAGUAUUUUCCGGCUUCAGCGAGGGAGCAGAUUGAGUUAGAGUUCAUUGCUCUAACACAGGGGACCAUGACGGUGAGAGAGUAUGAGACACAGUUCACCCAGCUAUACAGGUUCGUUCCGCAGAUGGAUGCUCGAGCCUUGGCUAAGAAGUUCCUGAGGGGACUGAAUCACAUGAUUAGGGAAAUACUGUAUCCCCUUCGGUUGGCUACUAAAGCAGACAUCUUUGCUAGUGCCAUGGCCCAUGAACAGGCGGCCAACAUCCGUGCAAGUGAACAGGGGGCUGUGAGGGAAUCCCUCGGAAAGGGGAAGGCGAUUAUGGGGAGCAGCAGUUCCAGGGAUCAUGGAGGUGGGUCAUGGAAGCGAAAGCGGACUCAUUUCCAUCCACAGGCCCCAACCAGGAUAGAUUAUCAGCACCAAGCCCCAGCUAGGGCAGCACCGGCCCCAUUUAGGGUUGUACCUGUGAGACAGGCAGCACCAGGAGCACCUGCUGCACCAGCUGCACCUGUGAGGUGCUAUAACUGUGGCGAGCAGGGUCACAUCUCUCGUGCGUGCACGAAACCGCGUGGCAGAGUAUGCUACAACUGCGGGCAGACAGGGCACUUUGCCAAGGAGUGUACCCAACCUCAGGGUAGGGUACAGGGAAACCAGCAGAGGCUACUACCACCGGCACCGGCUAGAGCCUUCGUUAUUGGCCAGAGAGGCACUGGGGUGGAAGGUGAUUGACAUAUCGAUUGGUGGACGAUUUUGGAUCGUUAUUGUUGGGCUGUUAAGAAGACACAGCGGGAUCAAAGCGGAUAAUCUUGCAGGUAAGGUGAAUCAGGGCGGUGAUCGAGCUGUUUAGGGUAGCAGCAUUGUUUAUUCGCAUUUCUUUUGUGAGUUUUUGUUAUGCUCAUUUAGAGCUUUACAUUUUUACUUUGUGAGAGUGUGUUGUAAUAAUUAACUUGAGGAUUCCGGGAUUUUGUAAUUCGAGUGGCCUGUGGUGUGUCUAUUUAAAAAAAAAAAUCAGAACGUUAAUUUGGUUUAGUUGAUUA
Messenger RNA from Rosa rugosa (rugosa rose), 1952 nucleotides. RefSeq lists its product as uncharacterized. Gene Ontology annotation, molecular function: nucleic acid binding; zinc ion binding. The record is from RefSeq and is a predicted model, not a curated record. Lineage: Eukaryota; Viridiplantae; Streptophyta; Magnoliopsida; Rosales; Rosaceae. The transcript has 5 exons. Bases 529 to 1644 code for a protein of 371 amino acids.